Saccharomyces kudriavzevii IFO 1802 is the source of this 519-nucleotide messenger RNA. RefSeq lists its product as uncharacterized. The record is from RefSeq and is a predicted model, not a curated record. Lineage: Eukaryota; Fungi; Ascomycota; Saccharomycetes; Saccharomycetales; Saccharomycetaceae. The transcript has a single exon. The coding region runs from base 1 to 519 and encodes 172 amino acids.
AUGGAUUUAAAUACGGAUUGGUUAAGAUGGAAAAUUACGAUAGGUAGUGGGCCAGAGAGUAUUGUGAUUGAUUUCUUAUCGUUUUUAGUUGGGUGCGCGUUCACCACAAUGGUGGGGCCAAUUUUGCAAAAGUUCAUUGGCAGGCUUUUGGUGGGUUUAAUAUCGGUAUGCAAAUUUCUCGUUAUUAUUGGAAGCAUUGUCUUUAUUAUUGGAGUCGUUUCAAAGAAAUACACAUAUGACGAUUUCAAGGUAAGCAUAAGAAAAUCAGAAAAACCAGAAGAGACUGCGGCUGAACCAAAAAGAGCAACGAAAAGAACAACUCUUCCGAUGGAGAAAGACGAAGAUGUAGGAUCAUAUAACUAUUUCGAAAUACCUAUAACGAAGGAAGCUCAUAGUAUUACUUAUACUAACCAUGAUGAUUCAAGCACCCUCAGGAAGCCACCCAAGGGUGCAUCAAGCGUAGCUCUAGCCACCUCAAAUAGGUACGAAAACUUUAUAAAUAUGGCGCAACAUAAGUAA